CAACUUAAAAUUGGAUUCUUGAUUUCAUUUGGUACAAUGGGGUUUGGUAAAAACAGAGCAAGUUCAUCUUCCCAUGUUCUGCGAAUCCCAAGAGAAGAUACACCACUUUUAGCAAACACCCAACACCUUUCUUCAUCCUCCAAAACUUUUGCUAAUGUUUUCAUAGCAGUAGUUGGAGCUGGAGUUCUUGGCCUUCCUUAUAGCUUCAAGAAAACAGGAUGGAUUAUGGGUUCUCUAAUGCUUUUAUCAGUAUCCUCUCUUACUUACUAUUGUAUGAUGCUCCUGAUCUAUUCGAGGCGUAAGCUUGAAUCCCAUUACAAAGUUAUCAAGAUUUCAUCUUUUGGUGAUUUGGGAUAUGCUGUUUGUGGAUCCAUAGGUAGAUGUACUGUUGAUGCUAUGAUUGUUCUUUCCCAAGCUGGUUUUUGCAUCAGUUACUUGAUUUUUAUAGCCAAUACUUUAGCACACUUGUUCAAUUAUUCAAAUCCCAAAAUCUUGGGUUUGUCACCUAAAAAGGUGUAUAUUUGGAGUUGUUUCCCAUUUCAGUUGGGGUUGAAUUCAAUUCCUACACUCACCCAUUUAGCCCCUUUGAGUAUAUUUGCUGAUGUUGUUGAUUUGGGUGCUAUGGGGGUUAUUAUGGUUGAGGAUGUGUUGAUUUUUCUCAAGAAUAGACCAGUUCUUGAAGCAUUUGGUGGGUUUAGUGUUUUCUUCUAUGGUCUUGGUGUAUCUAUCUAUGCUUUUGAAGGUGUUGGAAUGGUUUUACCUUUGGAAGCAGAGAUGAAAGACAAGGACAAAUUUGGGAAAAUUUUGGGUUUGUCCAUGGUUUUCAUUUCUUUGAUGUAUGGUUCUUUUGGAGUAUUGGGUUAUUUUGCCUUUGGUGAAGAGACCAAAGAUAUAAUCACUACUAAUCUUGGGAGGGGAUUGUUAAGCACCUUAGUGCAGAUUGGACUAUGCAUAAAUCUAUUUUUAUCUUUCCCACUUAUGAUGAACCCUGUUUAUGAAGUGAUGGAAAGAAGAUUUUGUGAAGGAAGAUACUCUUUGUGGCUGAGAUGGAUAAUGGUUUUGGCAGUCACUUUAGUGGCAUUGAAGGUGCCAAAUUUUGCUGAUUUCUUGUCACUAGUUGGGAGCAGUGUGUGUAUUGUUCUUGGCAUUGUGUUGCCUGCUAUGUUUCACUUAAUUGUGUUCAACAAAGAGCUAAGCUGGCAUGGUUUGGCUUUUGAUGCUGCACUUGUUUUAAUGGGUGCAGUUCUUGCAGUCUAUGGAACUUACUCUUCCAUGUUGGAGAUUUUUGGAGUCAAAGCUUGAAG
Solanum verrucosum is the source of this 1304-nucleotide messenger RNA. RefSeq names its product amino acid transporter AVT3C-like. The coding region runs from base 37 to 1302 and encodes 421 amino acids. The record is from RefSeq and is a predicted model, not a curated record. Gene Ontology annotation, molecular function: amino acid transmembrane transporter activity. Gene Ontology annotation, biological process: amino acid transmembrane transport. Lineage: Eukaryota; Viridiplantae; Streptophyta; Magnoliopsida; Solanales; Solanaceae. Gene Ontology annotation, cellular component: vacuolar membrane. The transcript has a single exon.